Sorex araneus (European shrew) is the source of this 2446-nucleotide messenger RNA. It is a transcript of the gene CDK18, whose product is annotated as cyclin dependent kinase 18. The transcript has 16 exons. The record is from RefSeq and is a predicted model, not a curated record. Bases 112 to 1518 code for a protein of 468 amino acids. Gene Ontology annotation, molecular function: ATP binding; protein kinase activity. Gene Ontology annotation, biological process: protein phosphorylation. Gene Ontology annotation, cellular component: nucleus; cytoplasm. NCBI's taxonomy places the organism in Eukaryota, Metazoa, Chordata, Mammalia, Eulipotyphla, Soricidae.
GCCGGGGCGGGCGCGCCGGGGGCGGCGCGGCGGGCGCGCCGGGGGCACCGCGCCGGGGGCACCGCGCCGCGGGGAAGCGGAGCAAAGCCCGGUGGCCCGGCCUCGCAGACCAUGAACAAGAUGAAGAACUUCAAGCGCCGCUUCUCCCUGUCGGUGCCACGCACGGAGACCAUCGAGGAGUCCUUGGCCGAGUUCACGGAGCAGUUCAACCAGCUGCACAACCUGCGCCCAGGGGACCUACAGCUCGGGCCCCUGGGCAGAGCCCCCCAGGCAGAGCGCAGUGCAGAGUCCCCCGAAGACGCAGACGCCGGCGCUGGGGAGGUGCCCGGGGAGCGGCUUCCCCGUCAGCGCCGCUUCUCCAUGGAGGACGUCAGUAAAAGGCUCUCUCUGCCCAUGGACAUCCGCCUGCCCCAGGAAUUCCUGCAGAAGCUCCAGCUGGAGAGCCCAGACCUGCCCAAGCCACUCAGCCGCAUGUCCCGCCGCGCCUCCCUGUCAGACAUCGGCUUUGGGAAACUGGAAACGUACGUGAAACUGGACAAGCUGGGGGAGGGGACCUACGCCACCGUGUUCAAGGGGCGCAGCAAACUGACGGAGAACCUGGUGGCCCUGAAGGAGAUCCGGCUGGAGCACGAGGAGGGGGCCCCCUGCACUGCCAUCCGAGAGGUGUCUCUGCUGAAGAAGCUGAAGCACGCCAACAUCGUGACGCUGCACGACCUGGUGCACACCGAGCGCUCCCUCACCCUGGUGUUCGAGUACCUGGACAGCGACCUGAAGCAGUACCUGGACCACUGCGGCAGCCUCAUGAACAUGCACAACGUCAAGAUUUUCAUGUUCCAGCUGCUGCGGGGCCUCGCCUACUGCCACCGGCGCAAGAUCCUGCACCGGGACCUGAAACCCCAGAACCUGCUCAUCAACGAGCGUGGGGAGCUGAAGCUGGCGGACUUCGGCCUGGCCCGGGCCAAGUCGGUGCCCACGAAGACCUACUCCAAUGAGGUGGUGACGCUGUGGUACAGGCCCCCCGAUGUGCUGCUGGGGUCCACAGAGUACUCCACCCCCAUUGACAUGUGGGGCGUGGGCUGCAUCCACUACGAGAUGGCCACGGGGAGGCCCCUCUUCCCGGGAUCCACCGUCAAGGAAGAGCUGCACCUCAUCUUCCGACUCCUCGGGACCCCCACGGAGGAGACCUGGCCCGGAGUGACCGCCCUGGCCGAGUUCCGCGCCUACGGCUUCCCCCGGUACCUCCCGCAGCCGCUCCUGAGCCACGCUCCCAGGUUGGACCCUGACGGCAUCCACCUCCUGACCAACCUCCUGCUGUACGAGUCCAAACGGCGCAUCUCCGCAGAGGAGGCCCUGAGCCACCCCUACUUCCGGUCCCUGGGAGAGCGCGUGCACCAGCUGGAAGACACGGCGUCUGUCUUCUCCCUGAAGGAAGUGCAGCUCCAGAAGGACCCGGGCUACCGCGGCUUGUCCUUUCAGCACCCAGGACGAGGGAAGAACCGACGACAGAGCAUCUUCUGAGCCUGCUCCCGCGGUGGCCCGAUGUCUCCUGGCGAGGCUGAAGCGCUCCCCGAGGUCGCCUGCUGCCCGGCUGGCCGUGGCGUGUGGCCGCUCGGCCCCCCGCCCUGGGGUUGGCAGGAGUGGCUUCCCUGGGAGGAGUUGGGGGCCUCGGAGGACCCUCAGACCUUGGAGAGCACAGGCACUGGUGUGGGACCGUCGGGCGGAGAAUGGGGGCCUGGCGGAGGGUGGUCCUCUGGGCAUGGGCACCCCGCCCCGGGCCACCCGCCUCAGGACGCCGGAGCUUCCUUCACCUUCCUUCACCUUCUCCCGCCAACAAGCACUUUGUGUGGGUGCCGAUGUGUGUGCCAAAGCCCACCCCCACCCAAGGGCCGGGGCCACCCCCCUGUCCCCCUCACCCUGUGCCCCAUAUGCUGCUGGACCCCAGCUGAGGCUGCGUGGCCACCUCGCUGCCCACUCCUUCACCCAGUCUGAGUGGGACCAAAGUCCGCAGGUGGUCGCAUGCCCACUCUCCAGGUGCUGCCUGGAGCACCUGCCUGUGCGCCCUUUCCUGGGCCGACCCUGGGGGCGGGGCCGCUCCCACGUAGGCAGAGUCACCUGAUGCGGUGUCCCCCCCCCCCAGCCCCAGGCCGGGUGUGCUGACCCGACUGCAGCGCUCGGCCGCUCCCGCACGCGUCCCAGCACAGGCCCCAGAGGGCGCACGCAGGAGGCUGUGCGUGCCAGUCUUACGCGGGAAGUGGGCCCCCGAAGGCGUCCUCACCACCCGCGUUUAGGGACCGGGGUUCCCACGGUCCCUCCUGGUUGAAGGUUACCGGCCCCGCCCCCGUGGUGGGCCCGCCCCGCCCUGGCCCCGCCCUCCGCCCUGGCCCCGCCCACUGUACUGUGAACUCUGUGACUCAGCACAAAGAUAAUAUAUUUAAUUCAUGUCGUA